Fundulus heteroclitus (mummichog) is the source of this 3906-nucleotide messenger RNA. RefSeq names its product 5'-nucleotidase domain containing 3 (gene nt5dc3). Lineage: Eukaryota; Metazoa; Chordata; Actinopteri; Cyprinodontiformes; Fundulidae. The transcript has 14 exons. Gene Ontology annotation, molecular function: 5'-nucleotidase activity. The coding region runs from base 1 to 1740 and encodes 579 amino acids. The record is from RefSeq and is a predicted model, not a curated record.
AUGGCGCCCCUGUGCCGGUCCCUCUCGUCUCUGGUGAAACGCACGGAGUGUCUGCGGAGAGUGGGUGUUUUCAGCAGCUUUCAGCAGGACCUACCCGAACACCCGAUCAGGUCUGGCUGGUGGAAGAGGAAUUUCCGGGCGGUCUCCUGCGGAGGAGCCGCGUUCCAGCCGCUGCUACAGCAGCCCGGAGCCAAGACCUGCGCCGCAUCUGUGAGCAGCAGCUCCUCAGAGGGUCGGGACACUGCAGAGAGGCUCUGGUCCGUCUACAAUGAGACCAAAAAACAGACUGAAGUAAUAUCUACCAGCUCUGUUGACCCGGACAUCAUUUUUGCAAACAAUGAGAUGAGUCUACGAGACAUCGAGAUCUACGGUUUCGACUAUGACUACACCCUGGCGUUCUACUCCAGCCAACUCCACACACUCAUCUUUGACAUAGCGCGAGACAUCCUCAUCAACAACCACCGGUAUCCAGAGGGUUUGCGGAAAUAUGAAUAUAUCCCAAAUUUUGCUGUAAGAGGGCUUCACUAUGACGUCCAGAAGGGACUUCUGAUGAAGAUAGAUGCCUUUCACUAUAUCCAGCUGGGAACGGUUUACAGAGGUCUUCAUCCAGUGCCCGACGAGGAAGUCAUUGCCAUGUAUGAAGGUUCCCACGUUCCUCUAGAGAUAAUGAGUGACUUUUAUGGCAAGAGUACACAUGGCCACACCAUGAAACAGUUCAUGGACAUAUUCUCCCUGCCGGAGAUGACCCUCCUCUCUUGUGUCAACGACUUCUUCAUGAGGCACAACAUCGAUUAUGAACCCGUCCAUCUCUACAAAGACGUGAAGGAAGCUAUCAGAGAUGUCCAUGUCAAGGGCAUUAUGUACCGAGCUGUGGAGGCAGACAUUGAGAAAUACAUUUGCUAUGGUGAGCAGAGCCACGCUGUGUUAAAGAAGCUCUCAGCGCACGGGAAGAAGAUGUUCCUCAUCACCAACAGCCCCUUCGAUUUUGUGGACCAUGGAAUGAGGUACAUUGUAGGAAAAGACUGGAGAGACUUGUUUGACGUUGUCAUUGUCCAGGCUGAUAAACCUAGUUUCUUUAACGACAGAAGAAAACCUUUCAGGCGAGUGACAGACAAAGGUGUCUUACUGUGGGACAGAAUUCACAGGCUAGACAAAGGGCAGAUCUACAAGCAGGGAAACCUCUAUGAGUUCCUCAGACUUACCGGCUGGAGGGGAUCCAAAGUACUUUACUUUGGAGAUCACAUUUACAGUGACUUGGCAGAUUUGACUCUGAAACACGGCUGGAGGACAGGCGCCAUCAUCCCCGAGCUGAGAAAGGAGAUAAAGAUCAUGAACACGCCGGAGUAUGUCCACAUGAUGACCUGGUUACAGGCUUUGACAGUACUGAUUGAACAGAUGCAGGCGCACCGGGAUCCAGCAACCCAAGCUGUUGUCGAGGAGUGGAUCAAAGAAAGAGAAGCCAUGAAGCCGCAGACGAAGGACAUCUUCAACGCCCAGUUCGGCAGCCUCUUCCGCACCUACCACAAUCCCACCUACUUCUCGCGCCGACUCUCACGCUUUGCUGACAUCUACAUGGCCUCCAUCAGUUGUAUGCUCAACUACGACCUCCAGCACACCUUUUUUCCUCGACGCACCCCUCUGCAGCAUGAGGCUCCCUUCUGGCCAGAACAAAGUUCCUCUGGGUUGGGCUUGUCUGCUCCUUCUUCUCCUCUGGCUCCACAGGACCGAAGCACAGUCUGAUCAGACAGGGGAUAUGCAGGAGAUAAAGAUGGGACAAUCUCUACAGCUCAGUUACUUAACUUUAUGCUUUAAGAAGUGUAUUUUAAUAGUGUUAGGUUGUAUUUUAAAGGGUGUAAUUUUAAAAAUGUUUCCUUCUCAACUUUGCUCAGGCUUGUAGACCAUGAGUUCAUUUCAAUGUCCCAAGCACAGAAUCAUGCAAAAUAACGCAAAAACAAACGAAUCAAGUAGAAGCCAGCUGCAUACUCAGUCGAAAGUUGCUUAGGAGCAAUGAUGCUGAGCCUAGAACGUUAUCAUUAUGGUAGUUUCCAUAAUGUUUCCAGUUUCCAGCUCACAGUUUAGUCCAUAAAAGGAAGAUUUAUGUUAUGCAAUGAGAAGGGGGAUGCUAUCUGAGAGCAGUAACUUGAAUGAACGCUUGUGACAAAAACUGUAAAUUGAAACGUCAAAAAUUCUCACUGCGUUCAAGUUGGAUGCUGCAAUUUCAACUCCUGACCACCUUUAUUGUCCUGCUGCCCAGGGACACCAGCAGUCCCAUUUCUCCCAGUAACCAGAAUGCUUUCUAUCAGCAAGCUUAGCAGGAAUAGUGCAAGUCACACUUUUACACACAUAAUCUCUCCGUUUACUCAGAGUGGACGACAGUCCUGUCUAGAACAUUAUUCUUAGGACAUCGGCUUUCACCAUACCCAAACUCUUGUCAUCUACUGUAGAUUUUCUUAGAAGAGCAUGUUGUCUGGUACUAAAAAGUCACUUCAAGCUAAUGCAGCCGAACAUCCUCUCCAUUUGUCUCAGACACAGAGGAAGAAACUUUGCUGUUCCAGCUAAUUAUUUCUAAAAGUGAACAUUUUCUGACCUUGCUAACUUUAUGCUUGUUAACAGAAACUGGAGUGACUUUGGUGGUCUGGCUGUUCACUCCCUGCUCAUGCUAGUGGUUUUAACUGUGGCAUAAAUUGUGUUGUUUCCAGGUCCCUUUGGGUUCUUCCAUCCCUUAAAUCUAAAAUUCACGUGGCUUCAUUACUCUGGGGGUACACUUUGGUUGAGGAGAAAAUUCUCAACUUCAUCUAUGUUUGCUCACUCCAUUGUUUUUCUGUGUUGCUAAAAGGCAAACUCUCAUCCGCCUGCCAUAUUUAAUCAAAUCCAUUUGUGUGUGUGUGUGUGUGUGUGUGUGUGUGUGUGUGUGUGUGUGUGUGUGUGUGUGUGUGUGUGUGUGUGUGUGUGUGUGUGUGUGUGUGUGUGUGUGUGUGUGUGUGAAGAAUACUGUCCAUUCUCUGAUUUUUCUUGAGAGAUCUCCAAACACUGUGGUUAUCGGCUAUGAAUGGAAGCGCUUUCCUGUUUUAGUGAGUUUGACUCUAAAGGCUCUUUUUUUGUUUCAGAAAAUGAUUUUAAUACUACUUAUCUGGUUUAGAAAAUUAGGAAAAAGUUAAUUAUUUAUUUAAGUUUCACAUUUUAAAGAAUUUUUUUAUUUUUAUUUUGGCUCCAAAAUACUGUAUAUUCACCCUUAGCAAAUGUCAAAGAUGAAAACCAUGUUUUGAUUAUUCAAACAUGUUAUUUAUUUUAUUUCAGAUAUUUAUGUCUUAAGGAGCACUGGAUGUAUUACUUUUUAAGCAAAAAGCCUUUGUGCUUUUUUGCGCAAAUGUAACGUUGGGUGGGUUGGAUUUAUUUUUUAGAAUAGAUGCUUAUUACGUAGCUUAAACAGUAGGGGGCAGUCACACACCAGGUUUAACGUGCGUUUGUGUUUUCGCCUUAUUGUCUCUUGCCUUCCCUGGUGAAAUGUUUUUUUUUUUUUUUUUUUUUUUUUUUUUUUUUUUUACAUUGACAUUAUAUUCUCCAUUGCCUUAAUCUGUUGUUCUCAUUACUGCAGGUGUUUUUAUAUUAGGCUGCAUUAUUUUUGGUUCAUUUGAUUUGUGCAAGACUGAAACCAGUUGCACAAUGACGUUGUAGGAUAUAUUUUUUUUAUUACUGGUUUAGCCAUUUUACACCAAACUCAGCCUGAAUGUCGUUGUGGAUGUUGCUGUUUCAUCAUUGAACAAAAAAAAAAAAAAUCCAAGGUUAUAAUGAUUUUAAGUAAAUAGGGGAAGUUGUUUUCUUUACACAUCGUGACUUGAGACCAUGUAAAGCACUAAUACAUCAUGUACAAGGGGUUCAUUAAAUAAAGUUAUGGUGGCAACAGCC